UUUUGCAUUUCCGCUUGUAAUUUUUGUCCAAACAAGUUUUGUUUCAGUUCUUCAUUUAAAAUUGUGUAUGUUUACAUUUAUUGCGUCUUGACAGCAUCCGGAAAAAUGUGUGAAAAUAUUCAGUUAAUUUUUGCGGUUUUUCGUAUGGGAGUUUAUUCGCUGUUCAGGCGGCUAUGUUGUGGUGGACCACCUCCAGCCAAACCCUCCUUCACCGUGAUAGGCCUGGGUAUGGGAGGCUCAGGGAAGAGUUCCCUGCUGGCCACAGUUAGUGGAGAGGCUGCAGAUGAUAUUCCUCCAACAGUAGGCUUUAGUAUCAAGGCAUUGAUGUUUGAUAACUGUUUCGUGGAUGUCAAAGAGCUUGGAGGUGGUGACAAUGUGCGGCCUUACUGGAACAGAUACUAUUCUGGCGCUCAGGGUGUGAUAUUUGUGGUGGACAGUUCUGCGGAUGAUGUUUCGAUGGAGAAGUGCCGUAAUCAGUUUGAAGAUGCCCUAGAUGAUCCAGACCUGGACGGCCUGCCAUUGCUGGUACUUGCUAACUUCCAGGAUAAGGCAAAUGCCAGGAAAGAACAAGAGAUUCGUGAUAUCCUGGAGUUGGAGACCUUGUCUAGGCCCUGGCUGAUUCAGGCUUGCUCUCUGGCCAAUAGAGACAGCAUAAUGGAGGGCUUUAAAAGGUUCAACAAGCUUCUCAUGUCCUCACAGAGGGGGGCUGGGGAGUUUGACAAGAUAUAGCAGAACUGUAUCAGGGAGGUGGGACCAGACAUACCAGUUGAAAUACCAGUUGCCUGUUGAUGUUGCAUUUCGAUGCAGAGAAAAUGUGCAGUCAUCGUUGGAAUUUGUUGAUGUUUUGGAUUGUACUGUUUUGUGCUGUUGAUUUGUGUUGACUGACAUUAGAAGCAUUCAGGAUUUUAAGGGUGGAGCUUGUUUUUGAUGUUUGUAAAUUGUGCAACUAUUCACAAUUAUGUUUGGACAGGGCUUUUUAUUUCUUUAUAAUAAAAAGUCCAAUAUAAGUUUACCGUAAGAUAAGUUAUCAAAAUCAAGAACCAUUUGAAAUUGCAUAUCCAUGUGUUAUUGGAUUUGCAUGUAACUUGUUGUUGUGUUUCAGUUUACUGUAGAUGCGGAAGAUAUAGAUAUUAUAUAUGUUUUAAAUUUUGUAUUUAAGUGCCGUCCAUUUAAAAUUGUAUUAUUGAUGCUUUAAACCAAUUAACUAACUGUUACUUAUAUCUUGUUCUCUUUUUUGUACAAGUCAUGUAAUUCCUUAUCAUACCUACGCAUAAAAAUGUUUAAAUAUUUUAUUAAUUAUUUUUAAAUCUGCUUUAUUGAAAUCUUAGGACAUAUAGUUUACUCUUGAGGUUACUGAAUGCCCAUUGGUAUUAUCCCUACCCACAUAAGAAGCAAAGUGAAAAUGGCUUUUGCAACCAGAUUAAAACCAGAACAGCCUGCGACAAACUCACAGUCUGUUCAGAUUGUAUGCUGUUUGCUGCUCCUCAGUAUCUAAAGGUUGGAAAUGAAACCUUUAAAACUUGAAUCUAGUAAGAAGGGUCUUUAAUUAAAUUUAACUUUCUAAGGGACUACAAACGCGUCAAAAUAUACGUUUCUAAGUGGUAAAGGGUUAAGAGCAGCUCCUAUAUGUGUAUACAAAAUAAUUUGAGCCAUAUUAUUUGAAAAUGUGUGUAACACUAUAUGUGUGCAUGUCAGCAGUCUGUUCAGGUGCUAUGCUUCUGCUAAUGAGACCAACAUACCUUUCAUGACUUUUCACCAGACAGCAUUUCUCCUGACCAGAUUGGGUGACUGCGCAGGCUUUUCUGGAGCUACAUUCACAGCAUAUGGCAUAAGACCCACUUUUGAAUGACAUGGCUCAUGUAUAGUUGUUUUAUAUAUGGUUCAAAAUCAUUCCAUCUUAAUCAACUACAGCUUGAUUGUAAACAUUGUGUGAUUAAAGUACCUGUGUUUAUUUGCAUUUAUACUUGAUGUAUGUUUUACAUGGAAUCUUUAUUGAGUUUAUCAAUCUUUGUGCUGUUUUUUUCUCACUUAAGAAUUUCUUUUUGGACAAUCUCUCAAUAAAUUUGCACCAGGAAGCUUUUUGAGAAGACAUAUCACAAGCUUUUCAUUUCCAUUUCAUGAAACAAUUGCUGUUGGUCCAUAUUCAAAAGAGAAUGCAUAAAAGAAACUUUACCAAGAGUUGAAGUGUUAAAACUUUGAUUAAAAAGUUUAAUAUUAAACAUGUCUUUCAAAGACACAGAUUGCAGCAUAAUAUAUCUUAAAGCAUCAAGUGCCUUAAUGUUUUGUUAUGCCAUUCUUUACACGAAUAUUUCAGUUUGAACAAAAAUAUAUAAUGUUUAUGGCUUACAUAUUCAUAAACAAAAUUUCUCUUAUAACUACUUGUAAAUACCAAGUUCAUAAAAUCUUGCAUAACUUCACAAAAUCAUUUUAACUUUUAUGAGUUUUCAUUGAUGUUGUCUGUGAUAUUUGUUUACUUUCUCAUGUCUCAUUGUAACUUCAUUAUGUGGUUACUUUGCAAUUGUUUUGCAAAGACUCCAUUUAAUAAUCUCAAGUGUGUAUAUACAUGUACAUGAAAUAACAUUUACUUUUUGACAUAAAACUUAAUUAUUUUUACAUUAUUUAUAUGCUUCUGUCUUUAUAAGUAUGCAUAUACCUGAAGGCUGUACAUCUGGAUUACUAACAUGUUUCCAGUUAACUUGAAUUCAUUAAAUAUGAGAAGUGUAACAAUUAAUAAUUUCAAGUAUUAAACUACUGGUAAUGUAUAUAUACAUGUAUGUGGGAUAAAUCAAAUGCAUCAGUAAUUUAGGCAGCAUAUAUGGUUACUGACUCUGUAUAACAAUUUGCUUUUUAAAUGUUGGUGUUUAUGUAUGAUGUUAUUUGAGCCACUCUCUGGGAAAACCAGGCUUUAUGCAUGUGCAUAGAAAAACUAAUCAAGGGCACUAACUCUUAACAUAUGGAAGCACGAGUUAAGGCUCUUGUGAAUGUAAUAUCUCCUAAAUGGGCAAUACGUACACAAGUUUCAAGUUGAUAGCAGUUUUAGUUUUCCGGAUAUGUUCCAGAUAAAAUUAAAGUACAAACAUGAAAAAUGGUCAAUAACAUGAAUGUUGAACGAUGUUAAAUUAAAAAUGUACCAGAAUGCUUCUGGGCAUUUUUUAAGAGACAGACACAUGGACAAACUUUCUCUGCAUUUCCAGUAUACCGUCCUUGUUAAUACCUAUAGUGGGGGUAUGACUAUGAAACCAACUUAAGUUAUGAACCAUGUUUUACAAGUUUGUUGAUGAUUUUAUGUUUUAUAUGCUAUUGUGCAGACCAAUUACAUUUUAACAGUUGAUAAGGAAUAAUUUAUGGAAUAAAUAUUUGAGAAUUUUGGUA
Dreissena polymorpha is the source of this 3372-nucleotide messenger RNA. Its product is annotated as ADP-ribosylation factor-like protein 15. The coding region runs from base 106 to 729 and encodes 207 amino acids. The record is from RefSeq and is a predicted model, not a curated record. Gene Ontology annotation, molecular function: GTP binding; GTPase activity. The transcript is spliced from 5 exons. NCBI's taxonomy places the organism in Eukaryota, Metazoa, Mollusca, Bivalvia, Myida, Dreissenidae.